AUGUCUUGCAAUGAAAGUAGAAGAGGACCUUCAUCCGAGCAAACCGGUAAUUACGUGCCAGAUAUUCAACAACCAUCCGAGCAAACCGUGCCAGAUAUUCAGCAACCAUCCGAGCAAAUCAUGCCAGAUAUUCAGCAACCAAUAGAAUCAUCAAGAUGGCUACGAGAGACAGGGACUUUUGUUAAAGAUUAUCGUGUGUCUGAACGACAAAACUUAAAGUAUCAAUUGAGAGAAAAUGAAAAUGAUUUUGAAUUUACGCAUAUUAGAUAUACAGCCUGCACAUGCAAGCCAGACAAUUUUGUGAGAAAUAAGUUUACUCUUCGUCAACGCCAGCUCGAAUACAGAGAAACAGAAAUAUUUAUUGCGGUAACUAUGUAUGAUGAAGAAGGAAGUCAAUUGUCUCGAACUUUUAAUGCGAUCGCAAAAAAUAUUUAUUUCUUUUAUUCACAAAAUGAACACAGGACAUGGAAAAAAAUCGUUAUAUGCAUAAUUGCUGAUGGUCGUAAAAGGAUCAGCAAAAGCUCUUUAAAUUAUUUAUCCUCAAUUGGUGUUUAUAAGAAAGGAAUCGCAGUUGAUAACGUAGUUGGUCGCAAAGUUGAAGCACAUAUCUUCGAAUAUACAACCGUGAUUCCAGUUAAAGAUAAAAUCAUUCCAAUCCAAGUGAUUUUUUGUCUCAAGGAAAAGAACACCAAAAAAAUUAAUUCUCAUCGCUGGAUUUUUAAUGCAUUCAGUCCAAUACUUAACCCCAAAAUAUGUGUCCUACUUGAUGUUGGCACUGUACCAGGAGAAAAUGCCAUUUAUGACCUGUGGAAUAUAUUUCGUUCAAAUGAAGAAAUCGCAGGUGCUUGUGGUGAAAUAGUAGCCAUGAGAGAAGGUGGAGGGUGGAAAAAGUGGAUUUACAAAUUAAUAUGGAGUGCCCAGAAUUUCGAAUAUAAAAUGUCCAACAUUUUAGAUAAACCACUCGAACAUGUCCUCGGAUAUAUUACUGUUUUGCCUGGAGCCUUUUCUGCAUAUCGGUAUAGUGCUCUUGAGAAUACAAAGGAUGAAAAUGAUAAUGACGAAGGUCCUCUGGUUUCUUAUUUCAAGGACCAACCAAUCAAAGGUUUCAUUAAAAGCAUCGUUGCGGCUAAUAUGUAUCUUGCUGAAGACCAUGUACCUGAAGAAAUAUCCGGAUUUAUUUCGCAACGUAGACGUUGGCUAAAUGGAACAUUCUUUGCUAGUCUUUACGCUAUUUCUCAUUUUUAUAAUAUAUGGAGGAAUCUCAUCCCCCUCCCUUGGAAUCCAUCAAUUAGUGAAACUAUAUUUGUAGUCUUAAGAUAUGUUUAUUUUAUAUUAGUUACUGGACAGUUCAUCUUAUCCAUGAGUAAUAGGCCUCAAAGUUGGGGAAAUAGAGAAACAGAUGAAGAUGAUGAAUUAGAUCAAAUUAUUGUAUCCUGCGAGGGAGAAAUGUCUCAAGUCUCCUCUCUUUAUCGGCAAGAAAAUAUAGACACACAACAAGAAAAUGAAGAUGUGCAGCGAACAAAUAAAGGAAAUGAUGCAAAAAAGAUCGAAGAAUUUCGGAAAAAGAUUCGAGCAUAUUUUGUGCUUAUUUGGCUUAUUUGUAAUGCAUCAUUAGUAUUUAGUGUAAUCGCUUCUAUUGGUACUCUAGAACAAUAUUUUUCUCAAGGAUCAAUACAAAGUGUAUAUAUAGCAGUAAUUCUUUG
Racocetra persica is the source of this 1703-nucleotide messenger RNA. The record is from the annotation of a GenBank genome assembly. NCBI's taxonomy places the organism in Eukaryota, Fungi, Glomeromycota, Glomeromycetes, Diversisporales, Gigasporaceae.